GCCCAAGGAAAGACCGACCAAACAAAAGCACAGCGGAAGUCUUUUUAGUUUGUCAAAGAGGCAAAGAGGAGACCUGUAGGCUAUAGAGAGCCCACAGGGACAGGAGCCUGUCUUUGGGAGAUCAAUCCCUGCUCCAACGGACUCCUCCUCUGCUCUACAAGGUACAUGGUAUCGUAUCUUUCAUGGUGUCACUGUCACCUUUCAACAAUCAGGCAUGAGAAUCUUCUUUUAGGAUUUGGUCUCAAGUAUGGUUUUGGUGAAUGGUUAUGUGAGCCAAAAAAUCAGCAAUUUUGACUUGAAAUCGUAGAUUUAUUAUUAAAUUGUUAGUAAAAAAAGAAACGAGGUCAACAGGGAGAUACAACUCCAAAUCCAGAUAAUUCUGUAGUGGGAUUCUGAUUGGUAACUUUGGGUUGAUCUGGGGAGCUGGAAUUUGGUAUGGCUGUUGCCAAGAGCAACAGCAGCCGUGACUUGUUGAAGCAACCGUGCAAUUGUUACACAGUUUCAAGCUUAACUCAUACCAUUUUGGAUACAAAUCAGACUUCAAAUUUGAAGGAUAGGUAUGUUCUUGGAGAGCAGCUGGGUUGGGGACAAUUUGGUGUUAUUAGAAUGUGCACUGAUAGGUCGACUGGAGAGAAAUUGGCAUGCAAAUCAAUUGCUAAGGAUAGAUUAGUGACCUCAGAUGAUGCUAGAAGUGUCAGACUCGAGAUUGAGAUAAUGACUAGGUUAUCUGGGCACCCAAAUGUUGUGGAUCUCAAGGCAGUUUAUGAGGAUGAGGAUUAUGUUCAUUUGGUAAUGGAGCUUUGUGCUGGAGGAGAGCUUUUUCACCAGUUAGAAAAGCAGGGACGAUUCUCUGAGGUGGAGGCUAGGGUUAUCUUCAGGCAUUUGAUGCAAGUGGUGUUUUAUUGUCAUGAAAUCGGGGUGGUUCACAGGGAUCUGAAGCCAGAGAAUAUCCUUUUGGCUACAAAAGCCUCAUCUUCACCUAUUAAACUGGCAGAUUUUGGUCUUGCAACCUAUAUCAACCCUGGUCAGAAUUUGCAUGGGACUGUUGGGAGUCCAUUUUAUAUAGCCCCAGAUGUAUUGACAGGGGGCUAUAAUCAGGCUGCCGAUGUUUGGAGUGCAGGGGUGAUUCUUUAUGUUCUUCUUAGUGGGACACCACCAUUUUGGGGUAAGACUAAGUCACGAAUAUUUGAUGCUGUAAGGGCUGCUGAUCUGCGAUUCCCAUCUAUUCCUUGGGAUUGGAUAACUGAAUCUGCAAAGGAGUUAGUCAGGGGCAUGCUUUGUACUGAUCCUUCGCGAAGGCUUACUGCACAACAGGUUUUAGAUCAUUCCUGGAUGAAGGAUGAUGCAUUAUGUCCUGAAGAACCUAGUCAAUGUGAAAAGCAAAGUUGUGAAGAAUGGGAUUUAGGUGGUGGCUCUUUCUCUACAUUGAUGGCCAGGAAUCAGGACGUAAGCUUUGGCACUGGAUCACCUAUUACUUGUGAUACUGAAUCACCUACUCUCGGAUGCAGAUCAUCAUUUUCUUCUUUCCUUGUGGAACCUUCAACACCUUCCUCUGUAUCUGGUCUGUUCUCUUUCUGUAGCCGUGGCGAUUCUGAUGCCUUGGAAUUUUCUUCCCCUGUAUUAUCAAUGCCAAGCUUUGCUAUCUUCAGCCAUGGUCCUUUGAUGGAGCAAGGGAGUUGUGCAUUGGAUCUCUCAAACAAUAUUUCCAAUUUAAGUGAAAGUUAUGGAGAGGUCAGCUUGGAGAAUAUGCUCAUGUUCCCUCAAUAUCCUCUAUUCUGUGGACAUGAAUCUAGGGAAAUGGAACAGAAGUCAGCUGAUGUUAAGAGGUCAGGAGGAGCCAUCGGGUCUAGGAUGGGCAUGAACAGUAAGAGGAACCAUACAAUUGGUCUCGGUGAGUGUGAGCAACUCAAUCUCAUGGUGACCGAGUCAGUUAUCCGAUGGGCAUCAUGCACGCAUCUUCCAACUGCUCCAUCUCUUAGUCUUCUGUUGUCUGUUGAAACUUGAAAGAGAGGGCCAGUUGGCAGCCUGAAGCUACAGAAUGAAACUGGAGGCUGUGAUGGAUGAUUGAGAUGGAGAAAGUAGCAUGCCCACACCAGUUUCUGCUAGCCAAUGUAUUUGUAAAUAUGUUUGUUUUCCUGUUUUGCUGAAUCAUGGUGAGAAAGUCCUAGGCAAGCUUCAAAGGGUGGUGUGAUUUGAGUGACGUCUUUUUGUUAUCUUCAAUUUGUGCACUACUAGGUAGCCAAAAUAACAAGCUGCGAGUAAUAGUCUUCUGCCUUGUGUAUAAAACUAAAUUUUCAUUGUAGAUAAAUUACCUCUUUUGAUCUCUGAGCAA
Molecule: messenger RNA, 2332 nt
Organism: Hevea brasiliensis (rubber tree)
Lineage: Eukaryota; Viridiplantae; Streptophyta; Magnoliopsida; Malpighiales; Euphorbiaceae
Product: calcium-dependent protein kinase 26
Exons: 5
Coding region: 436-2004 (522 amino acids)
Biological process (GO): intracellular signal transduction; protein autophosphorylation; peptidyl-serine phosphorylation
Cellular component (GO): nucleus; cytoplasm
Molecular function (GO): calcium-dependent protein serine/threonine kinase activity; calcium/calmodulin-dependent protein kinase activity; calmodulin binding
Source: RefSeq, a predicted model, not a curated record